AUGUCUGCGACGUUGGAGAUCAUUGCUGUCUUUUUGUGCCUGGUGGGGUGGGCAAUGAUUGGAGCUACUUUGCCCAAUAACUUUUGGAAGGUCUCCAGUAUCCAUGGCAGUGUGAUCACAACAUCCACCUUCUUUGAAAAUCUGUGGAAGAGCUGUGUACAAGACAGCACUGGAACAGCCACCUGCAGAGACUUUGACACUCUGCUUGCCCUGCCUGCUUACAUUCAGGCAUGCCGUGCCUUGAUGAUUUCUUCCAUUGUUUUGGGAUUCAUAGCCACGGUGCUCUCCCUGCUUGGUUUGAAGUGCACGAGCAUUGGCUUGAGAGAUGAAGAUCUAAAAACAAAGUUUGCUGUCACAGGAGGAUUUCUUUACAUUUUUGGAGGUCUCUGCUCCAUGGUGGCUGUUUCUUGGUAUGCUGCAAUGAUUACUGCUCAGUUUUUCGACUCGUUGUACGCUGGAACCAAGUAUGAGCUAGGAAACGCUCUGUACUUAGGCUGGGCUGGAUCUGUUCUGUAUAUGCUCGGUGGGAUCUUCCUGACCUGUUCAUGCAAAAGGAACAAACAGCAGAAUUACAGUGCCAACAAAUACAAGUAUUCAGCAGGCAAGGCAGACCACCAGCCACGCAUUUACACCAGAGACUCUGACACAGUCACCAACAAGGAGUAUGUCUAAAGGCACCUUUUACACUGCUUGUAACCUUGGUCGAUGAUGAACUCGAAGCAAGAAGCAAACUCCUUCCCUGGUUCUGGCUCCAAGCUGCAAUCUCUGGCUUCAUUGGGAGCAGCACAAGGAAGGGGUAUGGUUUCCACUGUAAAUAGGAAUGGUUUUUCAGAUGUAAAUAGGUUUCUACAGAAGCUGCUGUGAUGUGAAAUCCUGUGGCAGGGAGGUUUCCUGCUGAGAGGCCUGGCAAAGUGUACCCACAGAGAGUGGUGUGUCCUGACAGGAGCAGCUCCCUUGCAGUAGAGUCACACAAC
Colius striatus (speckled mousebird) is the source of this 974-nucleotide messenger RNA. RefSeq names its product claudin-15. The transcript has 5 exons. NCBI's taxonomy places the organism in Eukaryota, Metazoa, Chordata, Aves, Coliiformes, Coliidae. Gene Ontology annotation, biological process: cell adhesion; bicellular tight junction assembly. Gene Ontology annotation, molecular function: structural molecule activity. The coding region runs from base 1 to 672 and encodes 223 amino acids. The record is from RefSeq and is a predicted model, not a curated record. Gene Ontology annotation, cellular component: plasma membrane; bicellular tight junction.